AUGGCUUUCCACGUGGAAGGACUGAUAGCAAUCAUCCUGUUCUACCUUCUAAUAUUGCUGGUUGGAAUAUGGGCCGCCUGGAGGACCAAGGACAGUGGGAGCGCGGGCGAGCGGAGCGAGGCCAUCAUCGUGGGCGGCAGGGACAUCGGCCUGCUGGUGGGCGGCUUCACCAUGACAGCCACCUGGGUCGGAGGAGGUUACAUCAACGGGACGGCGGAAGCAGUGUACGUACCAGAUUACGGGCUAGCGUGGGCGCAAGCACCAAUUGGAUAUUCUCUUAGCCUGGUUUUAGGUGGUCUGUUUUUUGCAAAACCUAUGCGUUCCCGGGGCUACGUGACCAUGUUAGACCCAUUUCAGCAGAUCUAUGGAAAACGCAUGGGCGGCCUCCUCUUUAUUCCAGCACUGAUGGGGGAGAUGUUCUGGGCGGCAGCUAUCUUCUCGGCCCUAGGCGCCACCAUCAGCGUGAUCAUUGACGUGGACGUGCAUGCCUCUGUCAUCGUCUCCGCGUUCAUCGCCAUUCUCUACACGCUGGUGGGCGGCCUCUACUCCGUGGCCUACACGGACGUCGUGCAGCUCUUCUGUAUUUUCAUAGGACUGUGGAUCAGCGUCCCCUUCGCAUUGUCACAUCCCGCCGUCACCAGCAUUGGGUUCACCUCUACACAUACCAAGUACCAGGCUCCUUGGCUGGGGACCAUCGAAUCGUUUGAAGUCUACACUUGGCUUGAUAGCUUUCUGUUGUUGAUUCUGGGUGGAAUCCCGUGGCAGGCCUACUUCCAGAGGGUCCUCUCUUCCUCCUCAGCCACCUACGCGCAGGUGCUGUCCUUCCUGGCGGCCUUCGGGUGCCUGGUGAUGGCCAUCCCAGCGGUGCUCAUCGGGGCCAUUGGCGCGUCGACAGACUGGAACCAGACUGCGUACGGGGUUCCGGACCCCAAGAGCAAGGAGGAAGCCGACAUGAUCUUGCCGAUCGUCCUGCAGCACCUCUGCCCCGUGUACAUCUCCUUCUUCGGGCUGGGCGCGGUGUCGGCCGCCGUGAUGUCCUCGGCGGAUUCCUCCAUCCUGUCGGCCAGCUCCAUGUUUGCUCGCAACAUCUACCAGCUCUCCUUCAGGCAGAACGCCUCGGACCGGGAGAUCGUGUGGGUCAUGCGCAUCACCGUGUUCGUGUUCGGCGCGUCGGCCACCGCCAUGGCCCUGCUCACCAAGACGGUGUACGGGCUCUGGUACCUGAGCUCCGACCUGGUCUACACCAUCCUGUUCCCGCAGCUGCUGUGCGUGCUGUUCGUCAAGGGCACCAACACGUACGGCGCGGCGGCCGGCUACGCCUCGGGGCUCUUCCUGCGCAUCACGGGCGGGGAGCCCUACCUCUACCUGCAGCCCCUGUUCUUCUACCCCGGCUACUACUCCGACAAGAACGGCAUCUACAACCAGCGGUUCCCCUUCAAAACCCUGGCCAUGGCCAGCUCCUUUCUCACCAACAUCGGCGUCUCCUACCUGGCCAAGUACCUGUUCGAGAGCGGGACCCUGCCCCCCAAGCUGGACGUCCUGGACGCCGUGGUCGCCAGGCACAGCGAGGAGAACAUGGACAAGACCAUGCUGGUCCGAAACGAGAACAUCAAGCUGGACGAGCUGGCGCCCGUGAAGCCGCGGCAGAGCCUGCGGCGCAGCUCCACCUUCACGCACGCCGAGGCCUUUCUGCACGUGGACUCCAGCCCCGAGGGCUCGGGGCCCGAGGACAACCUGCAGUGA
Miniopterus natalensis is the source of this 1743-nucleotide messenger RNA. RefSeq names its product solute carrier family 5 member 7 (gene SLC5A7). NCBI's taxonomy places the organism in Eukaryota, Metazoa, Chordata, Mammalia, Chiroptera, Miniopteridae. Gene Ontology annotation, molecular function: choline:sodium symporter activity. Gene Ontology annotation, cellular component: dendrite; perikaryon; synapse. The record is from RefSeq and is a predicted model, not a curated record. Gene Ontology annotation, biological process: choline transport; acetylcholine biosynthetic process; neuromuscular synaptic transmission.